CCCGAUGGUGCGCUCGGGGUAAGGACAGCCCUUGCCUCCCACCUCCAGUCCCAUCCUGCCACCGCUCUGUCCCAGGGCAGCAAGGGGCUGCAGUGGGCCGCGGGGGACUGAUUGGGACCCGGGUGGGCGUCCCGGGGAUGGCCCUGCAGCCCCGGGCCUGGGGGAGGCUCCUCCAGGGGUACCAGCAGGAACGGGAUGCUGCCAGUGGGGUGCAGGGGGGCAGCGGCACCUGGGUGCCACCGGAACCACAAGGGCGCAUGGAGCGGGGCUCUCCUGCUGAGACGUGGCGGGUGCCGCGGCCCCCCAGGCAGCACAGCCAGAGCGGCAGCCGAGGCCCUACCCUGCCGGAGUGCUCCGAGGCCGCCUGCGGCCCCCACACCAUCCUGGAGAGCAAGGUGAAGGCGCUGAAGGAGAAGCGAGGGGGCAGCCGGCCGGGGACCCCCACGGCCACCCCUGAACGCCCCUCACCCAAAAAACACCGGCCCCGGCGGGGGAAGGCGGGGGUGGAUGUGGCAGCGGUGGAGCCACGUGCUCAGCUCCGCACCUACCUGACGGACGGGCUGUUGGAUGGUGGGGAGUCUGUGGCCAGCGGCCCCCCAACCCCGGCACCCCUCGCCAGCACCCCAGGGCUCUGGCGGGUGCCGACACCCAGGAGAGAUGUGCCAGGAGGAACCAAGCUCCCCCCAGAUGAGGGCAGCUGGUCCUGGGGCUCUGCCUCCCCCCACGAGAGACCUCCCCUGGAAGAAGAGGCACGAAUCCCACCACGGGACCAGAGGGGUCCCUCUGCAUCCCCCACCGUGGCAGAGGCCUGGGAGAGGCUCUCGCUGGCUGAGCAGGUGGAGAGGAACCGGCAGCUACUGCAGGAGGUGCUGGGCCUCACUGCGCCCGAGGUGCCAGUGAGCGACGGGGACUGGGACUCGGGGGUCUCGCUGCAGGACACCGAGAGCUGCAGGGCCUUUGUCCCCAGGCAGGAGCUGGAGCUGAGCCCUCGGCACGAGCAGGCCAAGCAGCUGCUUCAGCGCGCCCGCAUGAAGGCUCGCACGAACCCCCUGCGCGCCAGCCACGACAUCCUCCUCCUCCUCCCCGCUGCCACCAGCCCGCAGCCCAGGGAGCCCAGCGGGAGGCCAAGCGUCACCCCACGGGACGGCGGGAGCCUGAGCGACUCAUCAAGUGGGGAGUCGAGCUGCGGGCGGCUGCGCCGGCCCCGGGGACCCUCCCCGUCCCGCGUCCGCUUUGAGGAUGAGUCGGCCCGCGACGUCGAGGUGCGGUACCUGGAGCGGCUGCAGCUGCGGCACCGGCGGGCCCUGGCCUCGGCACUCUCCUCACUGGAGCCAGCCAGCAGUGGCCAGCCCGGGGACGGGGCCAGCCAGCCCAAACCUCGGAGUGGCGACCUGGUGGCCAGGGGCAAGUGCAGUGCCUGCGGCUCCUUCCUUGGUGCUGCUGCUGGCCAGGGCACGGACACACCAGCGGCCACCAGCAUGGCUGAAAGCAGCCCCACGGCACAAGGAAGCGUCCCAGGGGAUAGUGGGGGGCUGAGCACUGCCCGGCCAGAGCCCAAAACCAGGGCUCUGGGCCCCCGGGGGUCCCCGCUGUGGAUCCUCCCCUCCCGACAGCGCAUCCACACCGAGAAGAUCAAGGAGACAUACAUUGGGGAUGUCACCUACAUCGAUGACGUGGACUCAGCCCUGGAGAGCACUGACACCUCUGACAGCUGCCGAACAGACAGUGAGGAGGCAGGACCCUGCAACCCUCACUUGCAGGGGCACCGGGACCCUCGGCUGAGGGGUCACAGGGUUCCCCGUGCCACCCCGCAGCCAGAGGCAAGGGCCGGGAAGGAGAUGUGUGUGGCUGGCGGUGGCCCCCGUGGAGGGGAUGGGGGCUCAGGUGGCACCACAAGCCGGACAGGGGCUGUUUGCCUCCCACCACUGGGGAGAGCUGGCAGCCAGGAGGAGGAGGAGGACACUCUCUGGCAUGUGGGGGGCAGCGAGGGGGUGGGAAACACCGCUCGUCCUCUGCAGCAGCCCAGUGAGCCCCCGGAUCCCUCCUUGCAGCCAGGAGCUGGCACUCCAACUCCAGGCACCCACUUCCCCGCUCCCCCCCCAACCAAAAAGGCCUGCUCCCAGGUGCCUUGCAGGAAAGCACUCUUCUCCGGUGGCAGCCGCCGGGCAUCGAAUCAAGCAGCCCGGGCCCCGGAGCCUGAGGGUGGGAGCACUGCAUCCCCCCAGCCCAGGGGCACAGCAGGGUCGGGGGGGCAGCGGCGUCCCUGCAGCCCCAGGUGGCUCCCCGGGAGCCCCCUCCGUGCCUUGUCCACCAACAAUUGCAACAACACCCACGGGCAGGACCCUCUGGGUACGGGCAGAGAGGCACCGUCUCACCCCACCGUCACCCCUGCACCCCAGGAGGCUGCUCGUCCCCCCAGGGAAGCUACCAGGACACCCGGAGCGCAGCAUCACCCGCCCGGGAGCGCAGCACAGGGGGAGCUGGGGCAGCCUGUGAGCCGCAAGGGCAGCAGCGCUUCAGCCUCGGGGCUGAAGAAGCUCCUGUGCAGCCUGAGCCAGAGCACGAAGCAGCGCCUGGGCCGCUUCCGCUGCUACAGUAUGGAGCAGCUGCCAGCCCCUGGCGGCACCCCCCCGGACAGCCCCGGCAUGAAGAAGUCACCCUCCCUGCAGUCCCUGCACCUGGUGUCACCCUUCUGCCAGCCCCGAAAAGCCACUUCCAUCCAGAGCCUGGACCCGCUCCUGGGUAAAGCACCCCGUGCCAGCACCUACCUCCUGCCCCAGACUGUGGCUGACAGGAAGGGGGGCUCGGGGCCGCGGCGCUCGCUUAGCGUGGAGGACAUUGGGGCGCCUGGCCGGCUGCGUGCAGUGGGGCGCGUGGUGGAGGUAUUCCCUGACGGCACCAGCCAGCUGGAGCUGCAGCGACCCCCCCAUGGCGCCUUUGGGUUUUAUGUCACCUCCGGGCAUGGUCGGCCUGACACAGGUGUCUACGUGCAGGAGAUGGCGGACGCCGGCACGGCCAAGCUGUACGCGGGGCUCCUGGGCGUUGGGGAUGAGAUCCUGCAGGUCAACGGGGUGGCUGUCUCAGGGCUGGGGCUGCCCCGCAUCCACGAGCUGCUGCGCCGGGCGGACACCCUGACCCUCCGCGUGCUCCGGCACCGCCCAGCACCCCGGUAGCCCUGGUACGGCUCCCAGGGAGGACAAUGUCCCACCGAUGUCCCGGGAUGCUGCAAGACGGUGCCAGAACCUGCCCCGCUCCAGUGCAAUGCUUGGCCCCCCGUGAGGCAGAGCGGGACCAAGGACCCCCGUGUCCAGCAUCUCCAGGAGCUGCUCCAAGUGUGGGGCCAGGGGACAGCCCAGCCCUGCUGUUGAGCUGGGGUGUGUGUGGGGGUCUGUCCUGCUGGGCACCAGGGUGGGGACACUGUCUCCUUGCACCCCCGAGAGAUGCAGGGUUCCCUGCCACCACUGGAAGCCUGCACCCGCAGGCUGGCAGGUUCCUUUUAAAUUAUUUCAAAC
This is a messenger RNA of Athene cunicularia (burrowing owl), 3512 nucleotides long. RefSeq names its product KIAA1614 ortholog. Gene Ontology annotation, biological process: regulation of cellular localization; establishment or maintenance of cell polarity; centrosome cycle. NCBI's taxonomy places the organism in Eukaryota, Metazoa, Chordata, Aves, Strigiformes, Strigidae. The transcript has 11 exons. The record is from RefSeq and is a predicted model, not a curated record. Gene Ontology annotation, molecular function: protein kinase C binding. The coding region runs from base 138 to 3173 and encodes 1011 amino acids. Gene Ontology annotation, cellular component: cell cortex; apical plasma membrane; nucleus.